AUGGGGUGUGUGUUUGGGAAAGAGGCUUCACAGAGGAGGAAAGAGGAUGUGGAAGUUGCUAAGGUAGAGGAGGUUAAGUGUGAGGUUCAAAUUCAAAAUGGUGAGAGUGAGAAAGAGGGUGGAGGGGAGGAGGAGGGGAAGAGGAGGAGACAAAGAGAAAGGAGGGAGAGGAGACGAUCUUUGAAGCCGAAUCCGAGAUUGAGUAAUCCACCUAACUAUAUACAUGGUGAGCAAGUGGCUGCAGGGUGGCCUUCUUGGCUCUCCAAGGUUGCUGGUGAAGCCAUACAUGGAUUGAUGCCUCGAAGGGCCGACAGUUUUCACAAGAUCGAUAAGAUUGGACAAGGUACAUAUAGCAAUGUUUACAAAGCUAAGGAUACUUUAACUGGGAAAAUUGUUGCGCUAAAGAAGGUCCGUUUCGACAAUUUAGAGCCAGAGAGUGUGAAAUUCAUGGCCAGAGAAAUUCUGAUUCUGCGUCGUCUUGACCAUCCCAAUGUUGUAAAACUAGAAGGUUUGGUGACUUCUAGGAUGUCAUGUAGUUUAUAUCUUGUCUUUCAAUACAUGGAGCAUGAUUUGGCUGGACUCUCUACAAGCCCUGAUAUUAAGUUUACGGUGUCUCAGAUUAAAUGCUACAUGCAUCAGCUAUUGUCUGGACUGGAACACUGUCACAACCGUAAUGUGCUGCAUCGUGAUAUAAAGGGAUCGAACCUUCUCGUUGAUAAUGAGGGAGUUCUUAGGAUUGCUGAUUUUGGAUUGGCUUCCUUCUUUGAUCCUAAUCACAAGCAACCUAUGACUAGUAGGGUGGUUACUUUAUGGUAUCGAUCUCCUGAACUUCUUCUAGGAGCCACCGAUUAUGAUGUAGGCGUGGACCUGUGGAGUGCUGGCUGUAUCCUUGCUGAAUUGUUGGCUGGAAGGCCUAUUAUGCCUGGUCGAACCGAGGUGGAACAGCUGCAUAACAUAUUUAAGCUAUGCGGUUCUCCUUCCGAAGAAUAUUGGAGAAGGGCAAAGCUACCUCAUGCUACCAUUUUUAAGCCACGACAAUCAUAUAAGCGGUGCAUCGUAGAGAAGUUCGAAGAAUUCCCGAUAUCAUCAUUGCCAUUAAUUGAAACCCUUCUAGCAAUCGAUCCAGCAGAACGUCAAACUGCCACUGCUGCAUUGCACAGCGAAUUCUUUACAACACAGCCUUAUGCUUGUGAACCCUCUAACCUUCCGAAAUAUCCUCCCAGUAAGGAGAUGGACACAAAGCUAAGGGAUGAAGAAGCUAGAAGAUUACGAGCCGCUAGCAAAGGUAAUGCUGCUGGCAGUAAGAAGUCGCGUCUGCGUGAUCGAAGUGGGAGGGGAAUCGCAGUUCCAGAGGUCAAUGCUGAGCUGCAAGAAAAUAUUGAUAGAUGGAGACUGAUAACGCGCGCAAACGCGAAGAGCAAGAGUGAUAAGUUUCCUCCGCCUCAUCAAGAUGGAACUUUAGGCUAUCCUCUGAGUUCUUCAUAUCACAUUGAACCAGUUUUUGAUCCUCCUGAUGUUCCAUUCAGUUCCACAGACUUCUCAUAUCAUAAAGCAAGUAUUCAGACCUGGUCCGGCCCAUUGAUGGAACCGAGGAUGAGUGCGCCGAGGAGAAAAAAGAACAAGGCAGGUGACCAGCACAUGAGAUCCAAGUCAUCAAAAAGAAACAUAAAUAGAUAG
Molecule: messenger RNA, 1677 nt
Organism: Lathyrus sativus (Indian pea)
Lineage: Eukaryota; Viridiplantae; Streptophyta; Magnoliopsida; Fabales; Fabaceae
Source: the annotation of a GenBank genome assembly